Messenger RNA from Bufo gargarizans (Asiatic toad), 1874 nucleotides. RefSeq lists its product as uncharacterized. Gene Ontology annotation, cellular component: endoplasmic reticulum membrane. Lineage: Eukaryota; Metazoa; Chordata; Amphibia; Anura; Bufonidae. The record is from RefSeq and is a predicted model, not a curated record. Gene Ontology annotation, molecular function: ubiquitin protein ligase activity. Bases 174 to 1226 code for a protein of 350 amino acids. The transcript is spliced from 2 exons. Gene Ontology annotation, biological process: intrinsic apoptotic signaling pathway in response to endoplasmic reticulum stress; protein K63-linked ubiquitination; protein autoubiquitination.
AGAAGAGCAGAGUUGGGACUGGGACUACUUCAUGAAGAGGAGCCCGGAGGUGCCGCAUGGAUGUGAAGUCACAGACCCAGGGGGGACGGGGGUGUUCUGGAAAAGUUGCAAAAAGGUUCCUAAUCAUGAAGAACCAGGCAAGAUUCCUCAAAACAGCUUCGCCCUUCUAAGGAAUGGAUGAGCCAAGAGCUGGUGUAGACCCGAUAGCAGAGGAACCUGGAUCUUCUCCUCUAGCGUUUGCUAAAAUGACUCGCCCGGUAGUGACCUGUGACGUCCAUGAUGCCAAGCGAAGCAAGAGACAAGAAGAUCAAAGCUCCGAACUCAUAGAAAACCUCCACGAAGAGGGCUAUCUGCAUGAUAAAACUUCUCAAGAUGGACCCGUGAAGGCGAAGGGGCAAGAAGUUCUUAAUGAUCCUUAUGAGAUAGACAUAGAGACUCUAAAGGCCGACCUUUGCAUCUCCAACCAUAGUAUGGACUUGUGUGUGACCAUCGCUGAAGAGAAUGUAGCUGCUAGUGGCCAUGUUGAACCUGGACCAUCUCAUCUGAUAGAUAGGGUUGACUCGCUUUAUGGUUUGCCAAGGGCUUCGUCUGGUUCUGGCGAAUCUCAGGUUGAGGACGAUGAUGAUCUUGAGAAAAAUCUUGAAGGAAAUGAGACAAAGGAGCCGGUAGAGUCCUCCAAACUUUUACUAGAGGAGGACGACCAUGAGCAGGAGGAAUGUCCCAUAUGCACAGAGCUAUAUGAUACCACCAAGCACAAGCAGUCCUUGCUCCACUGCAACCAUGUCUUUUGUGACGACUGUAUCAGAACCAUGGUCAACACCGCUAAUCGCACCAACCUCUGCCGGGUGAUAUGCCCGAUCUGUCGGCAGACUACUCCCAUGUUGGAAUGGGAGGUCCAUAAGAUGCAGGAGCAGAUGAUGGAAAGUGGAGGUGUCUGCAUUGUGCCGGACUAUGUGCCUGCGCAGGCGCUGGUCAGAAGACCUGGACUGUGCGGAGCUCUGGAGUACAGGUUCCACAAACGCUUCCGAAGUGGACGUCUUUUCCUCUUCCCGCCCUGUCUCCGGAAUCCGCAGGGGUUAAUGACCCGGCUGACCAGGCUGGAGCAUCGCUGCCGCUGCUUGUACCUUUUUGCUUUGAUGUUUUUGCUCUUUGCUGAGUUUUUCUGCUUUCUUUUCCUGUUUCUGCCGAUUCUGGUGUUUAUUUUGAUGAUUCUUUUUGGCAAGUGAGACAAUAAAGCCACGUUGGAUAUCGCUUUCUAGUCACCGCUUACCCUGGUUGAGACGGAACCAUACCUUCAGGCUGAUGUCUGCCAAACCCGCCCAUUUAGGCGCAAUCGGUUGACCAACGAGCUAAUUGCCGCCUGACCCUUUUGUUCUCACGGAGAUAACCUGCUGCCAGAAGUGUCUGGCAUUGGCUUUCUUCCCUCUCUUCAUUCAGGACACAUGCAUGCUCAGCCGAGCCUAGGGUGUAUGUGUAUGGAGGGAGCUGGGAGUGAAAGUGUGUGGCCAGCCUUGUUCCUAUGUCCACUGGACUUAAAGGGCAUCUGUCAGCAGUUUUGUACCUAUGCAACUGGCUGACCUGUUGGCAGCUGAAGACAUCUGUGUUGGUCCCGUGUUCGUAUGUGCCUUCAUUUCUAAGAAAAAUUAUGUUUUAAUGUAUGCAAAUAAGCCUCUAGGAGCAAUGGGGGUGUGGCCGUUACACCUAGCGGCUCCGAUCUCUCUGCACUUUCACUGACAGGACCAGGCAGUAAACAAGUCAUAACACCAAGCCCUGUGCAGAGGGCGCAGCAGUUUCAGAGAGAGCAGAGCCUCUAGGUGUAAUGGUAACGCCCCCGUUGCUCCUAGAGGCUCAUUUGCAUAUAUUAAAACAUAAUU